UGUUGGCAGCAGUGGUGCUUGAAGUUUGUCGUGUGAAGGAUUUUCGAUUUAUUUGUCUCCUCUGCGGGGUUCAGCCGCUUGUAAAAGGAAGGAAUUGACUGCUGAAACCUGUCCGCAAUGAUAAAACCGUACAGAUAACGCGAUCGUAUAAAAUGUUGAAUUAUUUUACGGAGUGUUCAUUCUUCAAGUUACUACUUUUUUAUCGCACAUUCAGUUCAGUGUUAUGAUCGCGUCAUAGCGCACGUCUCCACCAAAAAACCAGUCGAUAUUAUGCGGCCCGAACGCGACAGCUACAUAAGGAUACAAUUAUGAUGUCUAUGGUGUAUACGGUGUAUGGUUUUGCCAUAUUUUUUAUGAUUGCGUGGGUGUGUCUGUGGUUAAUUCAUAUAAUGGCUUAUUCAUACUCGAAGUGGAAGCUCCAUCGGACAGUUGACCGGUCUCCGCCUGAACAGCCGUACCCCGGUGUGUCGAUCCUGAAGCCGCUCACUGGGGUCGAUCCCAACCUGUUCUCGAACUUGGAAACGUUUUUCACGUUGGACUAUCCUAUGUACGAGUUACUAUUCUGUGUAGAAAACGAACACGAUCCAGCAGUGAUGUUAGUGAACAGUUUAAUUCACAAGCACCCACACAUAGACGCUCGUUUGUUCACGGGUGGGCUGCGGGUCGGCGUGAACCCGAAGAUCAACAACAUGCAGCCGGCGUACUUGGCGGCAAAGUACCCGCUGGUGCUGAUCAGCGACGCGGGCAUCCGCAUGCGCGACGACUCGCUGCUGGAUAUGGUGCAGCACAUGCGGGACGACGUCGCCAUCGUGCACCAGAUGCCCUUCGUGUGCGACGCCGAGGGGUUCGCGGCGGUCUACGAGAAGGUGUUCUUCGGCACGGCGCAGGCGCGCAUGUACCUGGGCGCCGACUUCAUGGGCAUCAACUGUCAUGUGGGCAUGUCGUCGCUGGUGCGGCGCUGCGCGCUGGAGGAGGCGGGCGGGCUGCGCGCCUUCGCCGACUACCUGGCGGAAGACUACUUCAUGGCGAAGGACAUCGUGUCGCGCGGCUGGAAGAUGCGCGUGAGCUCGCUGCCGGCGCUGCAGAACUCGGGCACGCGGUCGGUGGGCGCGCUGCAGGCGCGGCUGCGGCGCUGGGCGCGGCUGCGCAUCGCCAUGAUCCCCACGACGGCGAUGCUGGAGCCGCUCAGCGAGUGCAUGCCGCUGGGCGCCGGCGCGGCCUGGGCGGCGGGGCAGCUGUUCGGCGCCGAGCCGCUGCCGUUCUUCCUGGUGCAUGUGCUAGUGUGGUUCCUCUCGGACUGGCUGAUGCUGCGGUCAGUGCAGAACGGCUCGCCGCCGUUCACCAAAGUGCAGUUCUUGCUGGGCUGGGUGUGGAGCGAGUGCUGCGCGCCGUUCGUGCUGGCCGCGGCACUGCUCAGCCCCGAGAUCUCGUGGCGGACUCGCAGUUACCGGCUGGACUGGGGCGGCCGCGCCCAUGAACUCAAUCCUAAACUCAAGUUCUGAGCCCCAUCCCUCCCUCAUACUCGAAAGCUUUAAUUUGGUGAAUGUUUACGUUUUACCAGUGUAUCAUAGUCUGUUUGAGAGCGACUGAAUUUCAGAUGUGUGUUUAUAGUUAAUAUAGUAUUAAGUUUUUAUUAUAAUUUCUAUGAUGUUAGUUUUGAAACGAACAGUGGUUGAUUGUUGCUUUUGUUUUAGAAAGAUUUGUACAUUUGUUAGUUCAAAGAUGCAUCACACAUUUUAUUUAUUUUUGGUAAUUUAUUUAUACCUGGCCAGGUAUGUCACUUCCUGUACUGAAUUGUUUGUCAUGACAGAAAUGGUUGCGUGGUGUACAAGUAUAAUGAAGUGAGUCAUUGCUUAUCUGAUAUGUUUGGUCCUCUGUUGUGAUUCAAUAUGUUUUCACAUGAAACUUGUACGACAUAUGAUUAGGUGUUCAUUGAAUAUUAAUCUCAUUACGAAGGUAUUUGUUAUUGUAACUAUAACAGAUAGCCAGUUCUGUGUACCUUGAGUAAAUAUGUAAAAUAUUGAAAUGUGAUAAGUUCUAGCAUAGUUACCUAAACUGCAUGAUUCUGAAACUCAAUACGUACCUAUUUGUAUCAUACCUAUGUGUAAUUCCCGCAAACAAUUAAUGUUGUAAUACCUUAUUCUAAAUAAAAGAAGUACAGGGUUAUACUCUAAAGAAUACAUUGUGAUCAACUA
Messenger RNA from Helicoverpa armigera (cotton bollworm), 2195 nucleotides. RefSeq names its product Glucosylceramide synthase (gene Glct). The transcript has a single exon. Gene Ontology annotation, molecular function: ceramide glucosyltransferase activity. The record is from RefSeq and is a predicted model, not a curated record. The coding region runs from base 309 to 1502 and encodes 397 amino acids. Gene Ontology annotation, biological process: glucosylceramide biosynthetic process. Lineage: Eukaryota; Metazoa; Arthropoda; Insecta; Lepidoptera; Noctuidae. Gene Ontology annotation, cellular component: membrane.